Molecule: messenger RNA, 5800 nt
Organism: Hypanus sabinus (Atlantic stingray)
Lineage: Eukaryota; Metazoa; Chordata; Chondrichthyes; Myliobatiformes; Dasyatidae
Product: cadherin-23-like
Exons: 40
Coding region: 1-5262 (1753 amino acids)
Biological process (GO): homophilic cell-cell adhesion
Cellular component (GO): plasma membrane; catenin complex
Molecular function (GO): calcium ion binding; cadherin binding
Source: RefSeq, a predicted model, not a curated record
AUGAGGACAUCUCUGGAGUGCAUACAGGUGAACACAAAUGGUCACACAGAGCUCGGGCUCACUUGCCUGAUACACCAGUCAUCGGAGCAGAGGCAUCAGGAUAACGUUGGAGCUGUUGACGCCGAGGACCUUGAUCUUCAGUGGUUGAGUUGGUGGUUCUCUGGCUGGGACAUGGGCAGGCUUCUGCUCCACACAAACCGGUCCAAGGCAUGGUUGAUAAAACGUCUAGGGGCUGGCGAGGAGAGUAUGUGUAUGAGUGUGAGGGUUUUCUACGCUGUGGUGUCUAUUAGUGACAAUGUUACUUCCAGUCUUAGUUGCACAGGUACAGUGACCAUCACUGUUACUGAUGUAAAUGACGAAACUCCAACCAUCAGGAGGUAUGUACAAACUGCAUGGGGUGCAAGCCAGACCAUCUUCUUCACAGAAAUCCUUGAGAUCUCCAGAAAUGUGAUCUCUGGAAAUCUUGGUGGAAAUGAAUCCAGAGCCUUGAACUGCUCAACACUGAGGAAUCGACCAGCAGUUACUAUUCCAGAGACCACGGCUGUUGGUACUUUGGUGUACAAGUUAACUGCAUCUGAUCCUGACGGAGAUUCUUUACAAACUUUCCCUUACCAACAGCACAUGAUCUGGGCCAGUGAAAUAUUAGCUCCAAGCUUGGAGUUUGCUUUACAAAAUCAGUAUUCCUUCCUGGCAAGCUCUUCACACAACACUACUGCUCGAUUUAGUUUGGAUACUUUGGGCAAAAUUUCAACAGCAGCUGCACUGAAUUUUGAAAACGGUGACAUGGUUUUCUAUGCUGUGGUGUCUAUUAGUGACGAUGUUACUUCCAGCCUUAGCUGCACAGGUACCGUGACCAUCACUGUUACUGAUGUAAAUGACGAAUCUCCAACCAUCAGCUCCUGCCCUUUGAGCACCUUGAUCCUGAAUGAAGAAGAUGCUGCUGGAAAAACAUUGAUCACUUUGUUCGCUUCAGAUGGUGAUGACAACGAUAAUCUGACUUUUAGCUUUGCAGUAGAUGAGCCCAACUUUGAAAUCCACCAAGUUUCUGACACUGCAAUAAUUACCAAUUCAUUGAAGCUAGACUAUGAGAAUACCUCAACUAUCAGAUUCUAUACACUAAGAACAGUUGUUGCAGAUCAGAGCGGUAACAUAGCAAUGUGUAACGUGAAUGUAUCUCUGAAUCCCGUCAAUGAAGCUCCCAUUUGUGAAGCUAGUUUUGAAGCAGGAACAGGACCAUCAGUCACCAUUCCAGAGACAGCCGCUAUUGGUACCUCUGUUUAUAAAUUAACUGCGUCUGAUCCUGAUGGAAAUACUUUGCAGUAUUCCAUUCUGCCAAAUUCCACCCCCAACUCUACCGCUCGAUUUAGCGUGGAUAAUUUGGGAUUAAUUUCUACAGCAUCUGCUUUAAAUUUUGAAAAUGGUGACAUGCUUUUCUAUGCUGUGGUAGCUAUUAAUGACAGCGCAACUACAAGCCUCGGGUGCACAGGCACAGUGACAAUCACAGUAACUGAUGUAAAUGAUGAAAGUCCGACAUUCAGCUCCUGUCCAGUGAGUACUUUGAUCAUGGAUGAAGAAGUUCCUGCUGGGACAGCAGUGAUCACCUUAUCUGCCUCGGAUGAUGAUGACAAUGAGAACCUAACCUUUAGCUUCGCAGUAAAUGAACCUGUCUUUGAAAUCCACCAAGUUGCCAACACUGCAAUAAUCACCAAUGCACUUAAACUGGACUAUGACAAUGACUCUGUUGUCAAAUCCUACACACUAAAUCUAGUCGUUACAGACCUUCAAGAUAACACGGCAAUGUGCAACCUGGAUGUAGCCUUGCUUUCCAUCAAUGAAGCUCCUAUAUGUGAGGCUGAUUUUGAAGCAGGGACAGGACCAACUGUCACCAUUCCAGAGACGAGUCCUGCUGGUACCUCGGUCUAUAAGUUAACUGCAUCUGAUCCUGAUGGAGACAUUUUACAUUAUUCCAUCCUGACGAGCUCUUCUACCAAUACCACUGCUCGAUUUAGCGUGGACAAUUUGGGUCAAAUUUCCACAGCAGCUGCUUUGAACUUUGAAAAUGGUGACACGUUUUUCUAUGCUGUAGUAUCUAUUAAUGACAAUGCGACUACAGGCCUUGGCUGCACGGGCACAGUGACAAUCACAGUUACUGAUGUAAAUGAUGAAAGUCCAACAUUCAGCUCCUGCCCAUCAAGCAACUUGAUCCUAAGUGAAGAAGUGGCCGCUGGAACCAAAUUGACUACUUUAUCUGCCUCAGACAAUGAUAACAAUGAUACUCUAACAUUUAGCUUCUCAGUAAAUGAGCCUGACUUUAAAAUACAGCAAGUUGAGGACACUGCAAUAAUUACCAAUGUGUUCAAGAUGGACUAUGACAAUGCUUCUGCCAUCAGAUUCUAUACAUUAAAUAUAGUUGUUAUGGACCAGGCAGGAAAUACAGCAAUGUGUAAUGUGAAUAUAUCAUUGAUUCCUGUCAACGAAGCUCCUGUAUGUGAUGCUGAUUUUGAAGCAGGAACAGCCUCUGUGGAUAUUAAUGAGACCCAUGAUGUCCUGACAACCAUUUACAAAGUCGUUGCAACAGACCCAGAUUUCGAAGACUCUUUGACAUAUGAGAUUGCAUCCCAGGUGUCUGGCCCACUUAUAGGAGGAAAUAUCUUCAGUAUCGAUUCAGCGACUGGAAUUAUCUACAGAAAUAUAUCAACAUCACUGGAUUACGAUUCUGGCUAUCAUGCAAGUUUAUAUCAUAAAUUUUAUUCAAAUUACAAGGCCACAAUGAACAUUGAUGAGAAUUACCCAAAUCUGAAAACGAUCUACCAGGUUACUGCUACAGACCCUGAUGAAGGGGAUUCACUGACAUUUAGCAUUGUGUCCCAGGAAUCUAGUCCAAUCACCGGAGGUAAUCAGUUCAGCAUUGAUCCUGACACAGGAAUCGUGUACAGAAACUCAACAACAGUUCUGGACUACGACCACACAUAUCAUUUUUUCACACUAAAGAUUGAGGUAGAUGACAAAGGAAACCCGGCUCCACAACACUCUUGCAAGGGAACUUUGACCAUCAUUGUAAAUGACUUAAAUGAUGAGGAACCUAUAUUUACACCUAUUCCCUCGCAUACAAUUCAAGCACAAGAGGAAGUGCUUCUUGGAACUCUAAUUGGGAAGGUGGAAGCUUUUGACUGGGAUGAGAAUGAUAAUGUCUUGUUUGAGUUCAUUGAUAAUCAGCCUCUGUUCUCUUUGGACAACGAUUCUGGCGAUAUUAUUCUACAGAGCCGGCUGGACUACGACAGCCCCGAUGUUGCACAAGUCCACUUUUUAGCCAUCAGAGCAUACGACAAUAAUCGGACGCACUCAUCCACGUACACCCUGACAGUCUCUGUGGUUAAUAUCGAUGAAGCACCCAACUGCGACCCUGCAUUCACUGUCGGUGCAGGUAUUUCACUGAGUAUUCCUGAAAACUUUCCAACUUCAGGAUCAGUUUAUCAGAUCCUUGCUGCUGACCCAGAUGUCAACGAUUCUGUCACAUACUCUAUAACAGAAGAAACCUCAGGAACUAAACAAUACUUCAUCCUGGAUUCCAGCACUGGACUCAUUUCUAGAACUUCCAUUUCACCUUUAGAUUAUGAAAAAGGCAUAAAGAGGUUUCAGAUGAAAAUAGUGGUGGCGGAAGUGGGAAAGAGCAGCCCCAAGUCCUGCACUGGCUCCAUUACAAUUAAUCUGGAAAAUGUCAAUGAUGAAUCGCCACAAUUCAUGCCAAUAUCACCUAACCCAUUAACUAUUGAUGAGAAUCUGCCUUGGGGAACAUUCUUAAUUAGAGUUAACGCCACUGACGAGGAUGUAGAUGAUGUCAUUUAUUAUGAAUUUGUGAAGACUCACACGGGCUUCCUGAUUGAAGAAGAUACUGGUGAGAUCAAAAUAGCCUCCUUGUUGGAUUAUGAUGAUAUCAACACACUCACCACUUCAAUUCUGGAGAUAAGAGCUUAUGAUACAGACCGAGUGCAUUCCUCCACCGCAACGCUUACUAUUCAUAUUGCGGAUGUGAACGAUAACCCUCCCCAGUGCUCCCGGUACCUUUACAACAUGGAGCUUGCUGAGACUUCCCCACAGGGUACUCCAGUUGUGUCACUAAACUGCUGGGAUAAUGACAGAACACCAGCAAAUAAUAUCUUGAACUACAGUAUGGUUCUUGACUCAUAUUCGACAGGAAGGUUUAACAUCACUGGUAAUGAAAUAACAAUUGGGUCAUCGCUCUUGCAGUAUGAUGAUAACUCAUUUGCUGCAGUUCAUUUUCAACACUUGAUCAUUGUUAAGGUAACAGAUAAUGGAAAGCCUCAAUUGACAAGUACCGCCACAGUUAUAGUGAAGGUUACACCAGUGAAUGAGUGGAAUCCUGCAUCAGGAUCACGAACGUUUAACGUCUUUGAAGACAGCCCAAUUGGGGCUCUCAUUGGAACUGCAAUAUUUACUGAUGAUGACCUCCCGUUUAACAACAUCAAAUAUUCGAUCGUAGGAGGCAACAGUGAAAUCCCACCUAUAUUUUACAUUGAAUCUGACUCAGGCCGAAUACGACUUUUAAAUUCCUUGGACAGAGAGAAACAAGAGACUUAUGUCCUCACUGUCAAAGCAACAGAUAUGAAAAAUGAUCUUCAAAUCGACCCGCUUAAGCAAAGGAGCAGCUCAGCCAUAGUGACUGUUAAUGUCUUGAAUGUGAAUGAUGAGGCUCCAGUAUGUAACCCCGAUUAUUUCGAGAGCACCAUCUACUCCACCAUCACCACCCCCUUUGUUCAGUUGCAGUGCUCUGAUAGAGAUUCUCCUGACAGUGAACUCAGCUACUCAAUAGUGGGAGAAAACACAGAGGACCUCUUUGAGCUACAGAGACCAGACAACAAUCCUCCUAAGGUGGUCUCCACUCAGCGGUUUCAGUUUGACACAUUUCGAGGUAUUGAGCACUCCAGGGAGUACACCUUGCUGAUCCAGGUGACAGAUGAGCUUGGCAAGGACAAACAUCAGCAGCUCACGUCCACGGCGACUGUGGUGAUACAUGUGGUGCCAUGGACAACCACACAACCAACUACUACCACCACCACCACCACCACACAGUUUACCACCAGUGUCUUGUCAAUAACCUCCUCCUACUGGGCUCCUGAGAGUUGGUUUGUGGCAGUGAUUACUCUAUCUGCAGCCCUGACGGUGCUUGUCAUCUCUGGAAUAGCCUGGGCUUGUGCCACAAGGAUUCCACCAAACAAGCUGAGAUCUAUACUAAGGCCAUGAAUCCUUUCUCCACAACCAGAGGAGUCAUCCGAUGGGAAAGCUGUAAAACCAGGUGGAGUGAAUUACCAUGAACAAUUGAUGCUUUCUACUAUAGCAGCUCAUCUAUGUAGCAUUUAUCUUGGACAAGGAAUACUGUUAACUCGUCUGCCUUAGUUUCAGAAAAUUGGUGCAUGUACAAUAGUGAGAUGGCGCAGUGUAAAUGGAUAAGUGAAGAAUAAAUAACAUGAGCAACUGUUGGAUGAUGGGACUGUUCCAUUAGAAUGGAUCCGAAUAUAUACGUGAAAGUUGUUAUGAUGAAUUGUAAACUUAGUUUCUCUGUCAAUGUUUAAUGCUACAACAAAUGGAAUAACAUUGAAUCUAUUUAUUGACAUGUUACCUCAAUUACAGUAAUGCCAAAACUGGAUCUGGUUUUGAACUUUGUCAAGACAUCCCAAACAUUCAGCAGUAAAUGUCCGAUUUGCCCCUCAGUAGCAUGUACAAACUGUAUAGUCAUAUCUGUAGGAUGGACAGUGGGUAACUUGUUAAUAGAACAAAUGGA